This is a messenger RNA of Lathyrus sativus (Indian pea), 3846 nucleotides long. NCBI's taxonomy places the organism in Eukaryota, Viridiplantae, Streptophyta, Magnoliopsida, Fabales, Fabaceae. The record is from the annotation of a GenBank genome assembly.
AUGGGUGGUGAUGAUCAGAAAAAGGUUUCCAUAGUUAAAAAGAAGAAAAUGAAAAAUGUUUCUUUUAGGUCAAUUUUCAUGCAUGCUGAUAUUCUAGAUUGGUUCUUCAUGGUUUUUGGUUUUUUUGGUUCAAUUUGUGAUGGCAUAAUGAUACCUUUGGUGUUGUAUAUCACAAGCAAAAUUAUGAACACUGUUGGUGGUUUUUCUGGCUCAACAAGCAACAACUUUGUUCAUAGCAUCAAUGAGAAUGCAGUUGCUGUGUUAUACGUGGCUUGUGCCUCUUUUGUUGCUUGCUUCCUAGAGGGUUAUUGUUGGACAAGAACAGGUGAAAGACAAGCUGCAAGAAUGAGAGCUAGGUACAUAAAAGCAGUUCUAAGACAAGAAGUAGCAUACUUUGAUUUGCAUGUUACAAGUACAUCAGAAGUCAUCACUAGUGUCUCUACAGACAGUCUAGUGAUUCAAGAUGUUCUAAGUGACAAGGUUCCUGAUUUUUUGAAGAAUGUGUCUCAGUUCAUUGGGAGCUAUAUAGUGGCAUUUAUAUCAUCAUGGAGAUUGACCCUUGUUGGGUUCCCUUUUAUAAUUCUACUUGUGGUUCCUGGUUUCAUGUAUAAGAGGACUUUGAUGGGGUUGGCUAGAAAAAUCAGACAAGAAUAUAAUCAAGCUGGUACAAUAGUAGAACAAACAAUAUCUUCCAUCAGAACUGUUUAUUCUUUUGUAGGAGAAACCAAAACCAUAGCUGCUUUCUCUGAUGCUUUAGAAGGAUCUGUGAAAUUGGGAUUGAAACAAGGUUUAGCUAAAGGCUUAGCCAUUGGAAUCAGUGGUGUUAAUUAUGCUGUAUGGUCAUUAAUUGCCUAUUAUGGCAGCAUAUUGGUCAUGUAUCAUGGUGCUAAAGGUGGUGAUGUAUUUGCAGUUGGAACAUUAAUGGGAAUCGGUGGAACGGCUUUAGGAUCUAGUUUAGCAAAUGUGAGAUAUUUCACAGAAGCAAGUGCUGCAGGAGAAAGAAUAAUGGAGGUGAUAAAAAGAGUUCCAAAGAUUGAUUCAGAAAACAUGGAAGGUGAAAUUCUAGAGAAAGUGUCGGGGGAAGUUGAACUCAACCAUGUUAAAUUUGUGUAUCCGUCAAGGCCAGACAGUGUGAUCUUAAAUGAUUUUUGUCUAAAGGUUCCAUCAGGUAAAACAGUGGCAUUAGUAGGAGGAAGUGGUUCAGGAAAAUCGACUGUAAUAUCGCUUUUGCAAAGGUUUUAUGAUCCAACUGGUGGAGAGAUUCUUUUUGAUGGAGUUGCUAUUCAUAAGUUGCAACUCAAAUGGCUUAGAUCUCAAAUGGGAUUGGUGAGUCAAGAACCUGCUUUGUUUGCAACAAGUAUUAAAGAGAAUAUACUUUUUGGAAGAGAGAAUGCUACAUAUGAAGAUGUUGUUGAUGCUGCUAAAGCUUCUAAUGCUCAUAAUUUCAUUUCAAUGUUUCCACAAGGAUAUGAUACUCAGGUUGGGGAGAGGGGAAUACAAAUGUCAGGAGGACAAAAGCAAAGGAUUGCCAUUGCAAGAGCUAUAAUAAAAAAGCCAAGAAUUCUAUUGCUAGACGAAGCAACAAGUGCACUCGAUUCUGAAUCCGAACGAGUCGUCCAACAAGCUCUAGACAAAGCUGUGGUUGGACGCACCACCAUCAUCAUCGCUCACCGCUUAUCCACCAUCCAAAAUGCAGACAUCAUUGCAUUUGUCCAAAAUGGUAAGAUCGUGGAAUCGGGAUCUCACGAGAGCCUCAUUCAAAAUGACAGUUCUCUUUAUACUUCCCUCGUACGUCUCCAACAAACCAAAAAUGACCAAAACGACGAUACUCCAUCUACCAUUAAUAUAGAUCACAUGCAUAACCCGAGUAGUUAUAGACUCGCGACUCGUUCUAGCUCUUUCGACUCAAUGACACGUGGUCGUGGUGGUGAUAUUGUUAAUGAUAAAAAUGUUGUUGGAGAUAUCGUUAAUAAUGUCGUGGUAUUUGACAAUAAUAACAAUAAUAAUAAAAAUAAUAAUAAUGAGGACGAGGAGAAGAGGAAGAAGAAGGAGAAGGUAAAGGUUCCUUCGUUUCGAAGGUUGUUGGCAAUGAAUCUUCCAGAGUGGAAGCAAGUGUGUUUGGGGUGUUUGAACGCAAUUUUAUUCAGCGCGGUUCAACCCGUGUAUGCAUUUGCAUCAGGAUCAGUUGCAUCAGUUUAUUUUCUGGAGGACCAUGAUGAGAUCAAGAAACAAAUUAGGAUCUAUGCAUUUUGUUUUCUAGGGUUGGCUUUGUCCACAAUGGUUUUCAAUGUGCUUCAACAUUAUAGCUUUGCUUACAUGGGAGAGUACUUGACUAAGAGGGUUAGAGAAAGAGUGUUUUCCAAGAUACUCACUUUUGAAGUUGGUUGGUUUGAUGAGGAUCAAAAUUCUACAGGUGCUGUUUGCUCUAGACUUGCCAAAGAAGCCAAUGUGGUAAGAUCAUUGGUGGGGGAUAGAUUGUCAGUAAUAAUACAAACUAUAUCGGCAGUGGCAGUAACAUUCACAAUGGGCCUAAUCAUUACUUGGAGACUAUCCAUUGUUAUGAUAGCAGUUCAGCCAAUUACCAUAAUUUGUUUCUACAUAAGGCGUGUCCUUCUUAAUAACAUGUCAAGCAAAGCCAUUAAGGCCCAAGAUGAAAGUAGCAAAAUUGCUGUUGAAGCUGUUUCAAAUCUAAGAACCAUCACAUCUUUUUCAUCACAAAAUAGAAUCCUUAAAAUGCUUGAAAAAUCCCAACAAGGCCCAAGUCAUGAAAAUAUUAGACAAUCGUGGUUUGCAGGUAUUGGGCUUGCAUGUUCACAAAGCCUAAUUUUUUGCACUAGAGCCUUAAACUUUUGGUAUGGAGGAAAACUUGUGUCGCAAGGAUAUAUAACAAAGAAUGCAUUUUUUGAGACUACUAUGAUUUGGAUAAGCACUGGAAGAGUUAUUGCUGAUGCUGCUAGUAGCAUGACUAAUGAUUUUGCUAAAGGUUCCAGUGCCGUUGGAUCGGUUUUCGCUGUCCUCGAUAGGUAUACAAAAAUUGAGCCAAAUGAUUUAGAAGGUUACAAGGUUGAAAAAUUAAUAGGGAAAAUUGAACUUCAUGAUGUGCAUUUUGCAUAUCCAACUAGACCUAAUGUGAUUAUCUUUCAAGGGUUCUCUAUUAAAAUUGACGCUGGAAAAUCAACAGCUUUGGUCGGGGAAAGUGGUUCAGGAAAAUCAACAAUCAUAGGACUAAUUGAGAGAUUCUAUGAUCCUUUUAAAGGGACGGUGACAAUAGAUGGUAGAGACAUAAAGUCUUAUAAUCUAAGAUCAUUAAGGAAACACAUUGCACUUGUGAGUCAAGAACCAACAUUGUUUGGUGUUACCAUAAGGGACAAUAUAGCAUAUGGAGCAUAUGAUGAUAAAGUUGAUGAGAGUGAGAUCAUUGAGGCUGCAAAGGCUGCAAAUGCUCAUGAUUUCAUAUCAAGCUUAAAAGAUGGUUAUGAGACAUGGUGUGGUGAUAAAGGAGUUCAACUAAGUGGUGGUCAAAAACAAAGAAUUGCAAUAGCUAGAGCUAUAAUGAAGAAUCCAGAGGUGUUGCUUUUGGAUGAAGCAACAAGUGCACUUGAUAGCCAGUCAGAGAAAUUAGUGCAAGAUGCUUUAGAAAGGGUUAUGGUUCGAAGGACAAGUGUGGUUGUGGCUCAUAGGUUGAGUACUGUACAAAACUGUGAUUUGAUUGCUGUUUUGGAUAAGGGAAGUGUUGUUGAGAAAGGAACACAUUCAUCUUUGUUGGCUAAGGGACCAAGUGGAGCUUAUUAUUCUUUGGUGAGUUUACAAAGUAGACCAACCGACACAGUUGUUGAUUUUCCAUGA